Molecule: messenger RNA, 2632 nt
Organism: Oxyura jamaicensis (ruddy duck)
Lineage: Eukaryota; Metazoa; Chordata; Aves; Anseriformes; Anatidae
Gene: TEX30
Product: testis expressed 30
Exons: 5
Coding region: 194-751 (185 amino acids)
Source: RefSeq, a predicted model, not a curated record
GGAUCACUCGGAGGACUGCCUCGCGCGCGCAUGCGCAGCUGCCGCCUGACACCGUUGCGGUGAGGUGUGCGGCCGUUGGGCUGAGGUUCAAGUGAAAAUACCUUUUGGAAACAAAUACCUUGAUGCCGUCUUUUCUGUUCCAAAGAAGAAGUUAAGAUACGGAGUGAUUCUUACCCAUGGAGCUGGAGGAGAUAUGAAUUUCCCUCACUUAGUUUCUUUGGCAACCUAUCUUGCAUCCUAUGGAAUUCUGUGCCUGCGGUUUACUUGUAAAGGCCUUAACAUUGCUUAUAGGACUAAAGCCUACAAAGCAGUUGUGGAAUACUUAAAGCUUUCUGAUGAUUAUAAACUUUCAGGUGUCUUCCUUGCAGGCCGUUCCAUGGGCUCACGAGCUGCUGCCUCUGUGAUACGUCAGCUCAGCCAGGAUGAUGAUGAUGAUGACUUCAUUCAAGGUCUAGUGUGUUUAUCUUACCCACUGCAUCGACCAAAACUGCAGUCUAAGCUCCGGGAUGAAGAUUUAUUAUUUAUCAGGUGUCCGGUGCUGUUUGUCUCGGGAUCAGCAGAUGAGAUGUGUGAAAAACAAUUGUUAGAAGGUGUGGCAAGCAAAAUGAAAGCCCCUAAAAAAAUCCAUUGGAUUGAUAAAGCAAACCAUGGGAUGGCAGUUAAAGGACGAGCAGAAGAUGAUGUCAUGGAAGAAAUAAACGCACAAGUUUUUUCUUGGCUUAGAGAGAAUAUUGAACUGGAGCACAAAUGACUUUCAGAGGUGAAGGUAGUAUCUUCAGUCAGCUUUUUCCUAAAUGCAACAAAUCAGUUUGUGGCAUGCAUUUUUGAAAAGAAGUAUUUUAGAAGUCUAAGGGUAAAGGUAAAUAAAACUAUUUUUAUGAAUGGAAAAAAUAUGCAAAACAAUAAAAAACAUUUUAAAAGAAAGAUGGGAAACAUCAAAUAUUCAGUGUCUAGGCAGCAUUGUUUUUAGUAUUUCCAUGCAAAAACUAUAUGCAACACUUAAUGCCCUGCAUUACCAAGUAAAUAGUUUUUGGCUUUUUUUUCCAGUAUAUUCAAAUAUUAUUUGGACACCAAAUCUUCAGAUGUGUUUUUAUUUCUGAGUCUAUUACUGAUGCUAUCCCUGUUUGAACUUAAAACCUACUGAUCUGUAGAAUUCUGUGCGCAUAUCCCCCAGGGAUGGACAGUGCGGGUUUUACUGCUGGUACCUUGGUGUGCCCUAUUGGGGCAUUCUGCUGUGCUACAUGAACUGUGAUGGGAGUAGAUUGGAUAAGAUUGGACCAGAUGACCUUGAAGGUCUCCUCCAACCCUAAUGAUUCUAUGAUUCUAAAAUACUUCAUAGGUGCCUGCAGGUGUUGUCUUCCCCAUUAUGGACUGAGCGACCUGUGGGUAUAACCAGGUUAUAGCAGCGGGCUAAUUGCCUUCAGCCAAUGAUCAGCACGUAUCAGCUGAGUGAUGACCUGAGUUGAAACGGCCAGUUGGUCCUGAGACAAACACCUUGGUGUUGUCUUCUGGGACAGUAGGCUCAUCCCUGCUGCCAAGAGUUCCCUACAGCCACCUCUGGUUGUUCUGCAUUGUUACGGCUUGCAGUUCACUGCUGCAGUGUGAUCAGUUCCCCGUUCUAGCCUGGAGGUGGUUCUGGGGAGUGACUGCUGUGUGUGGCAGUGCAGAGCUGCUUAAAUGCACUGAGUCAGCUGUGGUGAGCUCGGAGGAUUUCUCUGAGGAUCUGGUCAGAUGAUUGCAUCUGCUAGUUUUGUUUUGGUGCUGUACUGUAAAACUCUAUUCAUGACUAGGUUGUUGUAGUAAAAUUAUACUGCUUAUAAAGUGAUUGAACAAACUAUUCUUUAGGCUUGCUUUUACUAUAGUAAAAAUAAUAGGCAGAUGAAAGUUAAAUAUCAGAUAAAAUAUUGUCAUUUCUCACAAGGUGCCUCAAGAAUGCUGAUUGCCCAUCAGUAGUGUUGUUUAAUAAGCAUGGGACACCUCUAGACGCUCAGCCAAUUUCAAAAGGCACAUAAAUAAAAUAGCCAUACAGAUUUUAAAUUGACUGUUUUACAGAGAAAAUAAAUUCUCACUUUUGACUGGGCAGGUGUGUUCAAACUUUAGAAUGUGACAAAUUUAGAGUUGACUUUACAUCUACCAGUGUAGCAUUUUGUGAUGAUGAUGAUGAUAUGUUCAGCAGCUGAGUUACUUAAUACCAGUGGAAAAUAGGUAUUUUAAGAGCAGAAUCAAAUUGUAAAAGAAUGAUUGGUUUAUUUUCAAUAGUCACUGCUCAGAGCCACUAAAUUCUUUCUAUAUUUCCAAAGGGACUGAGUUUCACAGACAAAGCAUCUGUGAAAAAUGAGUUUUUAUUUAAGAUAAGUGUCCAAUAGGGUUGUAUUUUUCCUUCAGGUUAAAGAAUACAAACCCCACAUCACUGUGAGAAUAUUGACUGUCUCAUAAGGAACAAAAUUAUAGUCUGAGAAUGAUUCCUUUUGACAAGCAUGCUGGGGAGCACGUUUACAAUUCUUGUCUGGCUGUUUUUGCAGAACAUGCUAGACUCAGUAUCCUAACCACCCUGUGUGAGUAAAAAGUAUCUGCAUUUGAAAAGUAUCUCAGGACAGUAACAAAUAGCUGAUAGAAACAUUGUUUUUAUUUU